This is a messenger RNA of Vigna umbellata (rice bean), 498 nucleotides long. The record is from RefSeq and is a predicted model, not a curated record. Lineage: Eukaryota; Viridiplantae; Streptophyta; Magnoliopsida; Fabales; Fabaceae.
GUUAACCAAGCAAAUGUUUUUAAGGUUUGUGACCAGCCACAUCCACUGCAAUGUGAAAAAUAUGUACGUAAUGUGAUUGAAGGGAACUUUGAUGAAUGCUUGUUCGGGCCUCAAGCACUAUAUGAUUUAGGAUAUUCUCCCACUGAUAUCAUCACGACCCUUUUUCGUAUCAUAAAAACUAAUGAUAUGGCUGAGUAAUCUGAAAUUGGAAUUCAUGAAGAAACUGGGUUUGCUCAUAUGAGAAUUUGUGAUGGUGUAUCUUAUCUUCAAUUGUGUGGUUUAUUAGCUAAGCUUUCCCUAGUUCGAGAGACGGCUAAAGCUGUAUGAGCUGGUCUUGAGUGCAAGUGAGUUGUCACUGUUUUCACAUUUUCGAUAGUGUAAAAUGUUCUAAUGAUGUAGCUAUAUUUUCUUAUGUUCAGAUGCCCAUUGAUACAUCAAUGCUUCGCCUUCUUUAACUACGUUGUUUUUAGCUUGGAUGAACUGGGUCACUUUUGAACA